AUGCAUUCAGUCCUAUUUAUUAUACUUUUUAUAAGUUUAAUAACCUUGACAAUAGCAAGUGAUGUACUAGUUUUUACGGAUAGUGAUUUUGAUACUAAGGUUAAACAACAUGAUAUAUUACUCGCAGAAUUUUAUGCACCAUGGUGUGGACAUUGUAAACGACUUGCACCAGAAUAUGAAAAAGCUGCAACAAUUUUAGCAAAAGAUGAUUCACCAGUUGCAUUGGCAAAAGUUGAUUGUACGGUUGAAAAACAAACUUGUUCUAAAUUUGGUGUUGGUGGUUAUCCAACAUUAAAAAUUUUUAAAAAUGGUGAAGUUGCAGAAGAUUACAAUGGUCCACGAGAAGCUGAUGGUAUUGUUUCGACAAUGAGAGCAAAAGCUGGUCCAACAUAUCGUGUACUUGAAACAGUAGCUGAUUAUGAAAAAUUUUUAGAACAUAAUGAUCAUAGUAUUAUUGGUUAUUUUGAUAGUGAGACAAAUUCAUUAAAAGAUGAUCUUGUUAAAGUUGCUAAUCAAUUAUCAGAAAAAUUUCGUUUUGCUUAUACAACAGUAAAAGAAGUUCUUGAUAAAGCAGGACAUUCAAAUAAGAUUGUUGUUCAUCAACCUAAACGAUUACAAUCAAAAUUUGAAGAUGCUUUUUCAGUUGUUGAAGGUGUUGGUGAUAAAAUAAAAACAUAUAUUCAAGGAAAAAUUCAUGGUCUUGUCGGUCAUCGAACUUCAUCUAAUGCUGCUGAUUAUGCUAAACCAGUAGUAGUUGUCUAUUAUAAUGUUGAUUAUGUUCGUGAUACAAAGGGUACAAAUUAUGUACGUAAUCGUGUGUUAAAAGUUGCAAAAAAAUUAGCCGAUGAAGAUGUUAAUGUACGAUUUGCUAUCAGUAAUCCUGAUGAAUUUCGUCAGGAUUUAACUCAAUUUGGUAUUAGUGAUACUAAAAAAGAUGCUAAACAUGUAGUUGCUCGUGGUCCUAAAGAUGAAAAAUAUAAGAUGUCGGAAGAUUUCAGUUAUGAAGCUCUUGAAGAAUUUGCUCGUAAAGUAGCUAAAGGUGAUCUUGAACCAUAUUUAAAAUCAGAACCAAUUCCUGAACAAACUGAUGGUGUUAAAGUUCUUGUUGCAAAAAAUUUUGAUGAAAUUGUUAAUGAUAAUACUAAAGAUGUUUUAAUUGAAUUCUAUGCUCCAUGGUGUGGUCAUUGUAAAACACUUGCUCCUAAAUAUGAUGAAUUAGCUCAGACAUUGAAAGGUGAAACUAAUAUUGUCAUUGCUAAAAUGGAUGCUACUGCAAAUGAUGUUCCAAGUUCAUAUAAUGUUCGAGGUUUUCCAACACUUUAUUUUGCACCUAAAAAUGAUAAAAAUAAUCCAAAACAAUAUCAAGGUGGACGUGAAGUUGAUGACUUUAUUAAAUAUUUAGCUAAAGAAGCUACAGAACCACUUAAUGGUUAUGAACGUGAUGGAACAAAAAAGAAAGGUGCAGGUGAAGAACUUUAA
This is a messenger RNA of Rotaria sordida, 1479 nucleotides long. NCBI's taxonomy places the organism in Eukaryota, Metazoa, Rotifera, Eurotatoria, Philodinida, Philodinidae. The record is from the annotation of a GenBank genome assembly.